Molecule: messenger RNA, 5891 nt
Organism: Coniophora puteana RWD-64-598 SS2
Lineage: Eukaryota; Fungi; Basidiomycota; Agaricomycetes; Boletales; Coniophoraceae
Product: glycine dehydrogenase
Exons: 14
Coding region: 173-3178 (1001 amino acids)
Biological process (GO): glycine decarboxylation via glycine cleavage system
Cellular component (GO): mitochondrion; glycine cleavage complex
Molecular function (GO): pyridoxal phosphate binding; glycine binding; glycine dehydrogenase (decarboxylating) activity
Source: RefSeq, a predicted model, not a curated record
CGACAUUUUGACCGCGGGCUUCCGACGGCUUAUCAGCAGGAUUCUCAUGUCCGCUAAGGAGCGGACUCGGUGAACGAAACAUGGCUCGGUGAACCACUCACCGCGAAUAUUUCAGCCAAACCCUGCCUCACCCUCCGCCUUGUUCCGCACCUCUUGUCUGCGUCCAACCACCAUGUCUGCCUUUAGGCUGGCACCCACCAGGCUAUCAAGGCGAACGCUUGGGGCCUUCCAGUGUCGUCCUGCACAAUACAGACGUGCUCUGGCUACCGCCAAGUCUCCACCUUCGCUCUUCCAGUCCCUCGACACAUUUACUGAUAGACAUGUCGGUCCGGACGAUAACGAGACGGCCUUGAUGUUAUCGAAGCUUGGUUUCAACUCUAUGGAUGCCUUUCUAGCUGCGACUGUCCCCCCGGCCAUCCGCAUAGACGACGCUACCAUUACUGAUUCGACUAUCUCAAGCCUCAGUGAAUCAGAGCUCCUAACUCGAGCUCGGACCCUUGGUCGCCUUAAUAAACCGUUCAAGAGCUAUAUUGGAAUGGGCUAUCACAAUGCCGUUGUUCCACCCGUCAUCCUUCGCAAUAUAAUGGAGAAUCCCGCGUGGUAUACCCCAUACACCCCUUAUCAGCCCGAAAUUGCCCAAGGUCGCUUGGAAUCCUUGGUCAACUUUCAGACAAUGGUCAUGUCUCUGACGUCAAUGGACAUCGCGAACGCUUCUAUGCUGGAUGAAGCCACUGCAGCCGCAGAGGGCAUGGUUAUGGCGUUUGUCGCUUCUAAUCAGAAGAAGAAAACAUUCUUUAUCAACAAUGGCGUCUUACCUCAGACCAUCUCCGUUCUUCAGACUCGCGCAAAAGGCUUCGGUAUUAAACUCGUCGUUGGUGAUGCGGCUUCGGCUUUCCAAGAUAGUUCCUUAUCAGGCGACCUGUGUGGCGUUCUGGUCCAGUAUCCUGACGUUAACGGCAAUAUUUCGGACUAUACCCAUCUGGCCAAGUCAGUCCACGAGUCAGGGGCUUUGGUCGUGUGCGCUACGGAUCUUUUAGCCUUGACGAUGCUCAAGCCUCCUGGUGAAUGGGGGGCUGAUAUUGUGCUCGGAAAUUCUGCACGGUUUGGUGUCCCGGCUGGAUACGGUGGCCCUCAUGCUGCUUUCUUUGCUGUUACCGACAAGCUAAAGCGAAAGAUGCCUGGCCGACUGAUCGGACGCAGCAAGGACACUAUGGGCAACCCUGCUUACAGACUGGCCUUGCAAACGCGUGAACAGCACAUCCGCCGCGAGAAGGCUACCAGUAACAUCUGCACAAGUCAGGCCCUCCUUGCGAACAUGGCUGCCAUGUAUGCUGUUUAUCACGGACCCGUUGGCCUCUUGCGCAUUGCUCAGAAAGUGAACCUCUUCACGAAACUGCUUAAGUCUGCCCUCGAUGCUGUUGGAUUCAAGGUCACGAACACUGCCUUCUUCGACACUCUCACUGUUGACGUAUCCUCUGUCGGUGCGGAAGCCAUCCAUGCCGCAGCUGCGGGGGAGAUGAUCAACGUCCGCCGCGUUGAUGACAAGCAUGUUGGAGUUACACUAGAUGAGAGCGUGUCGGGUGAAGAUCUCAUGGCAAUUACCAAUAUCUUCCUCCAGGCGUCGAAACAGUCCGCUUCUGCACUUGCUGAACUUUCGCCACCAACUACGGCGUCUUUCCCUGCGGAGUUAUCUCGCACAUCUCAGUUCCUUUCUCAUCCUGUUUUCAACAAACAUCACUCUGAGACUGAAAUGAUGCGAUACAUUUUCCACUUGGCCUCAAAGGAUCUCGGUCUAGUCCACGCGAUGAUUCCUCUUGGUAGCUGUACAAUGAAACUUAACAGCACAAGUAGCAUGAUCCCUUUGACGUGGCCCGAGUUCAGCAAUGUGCACCCGUUUGCUCCAGUUGAUCAAUUACAAGGAUAUAGGGCAAUAAUCCAGGAACUUGAGAAUGAAUUAUGCAAGAUCACUGGUUUUUACGCGUGUUCAGCGCAGCCGAACUCGGGAGCUGCAGGCGAAUAUGCGGGUCUAUCAGUCAUCAGGGCUUACCACGAGUCGAGAGGGGAAUGCCACCGUAACAUCUGCUUGAUUCCGCUGAGCGCUCACGGCACCAACCCUGCUUCUGCUGUCAUGGCCGGUCUGAAGGUUGUCGCUGUGAAAACUCAUGCUGAUGGUAACUUGGACCUUGAGGACCUCAAAUCGAAGGCCGAGAAACACACGGACAGACUCGCCGCGUCAAUGAUCACUUACCCAUCCACAUUCGGUGUUUUCGAGGAGGGCGUGUCUGAGGCAUGCAAGAUUGUCCAUCAAUAUGGAGGUCAAGUCUACCUCGAUGGCGCCAACCUCAAUGCUCAGGUUGGCUUGACUAACCCAGCUACAUGCGGCGGUGAUGUAUGCCACCUCAAUCUUCACAAGACUUUUGCCAUUCCACACGGCGGCGGCGGUCCUGGCAUGGGUCCUAUCUGCGUUGCGGAGCAUCUCGCUCCUUUCCUUCCUUCCCACCCGCUGGUUUCCACUGGUGGAUCGAAAGGCAUUGAUGCUGUAUCUGCUGCGCCCUUUGGAAGCGCGUCAAUUCUUUUGAUUUCAUGGGCUUACAUCCGGAUGCUUGGCGGUGCUGGUCUCAAGGAGUCGACCAGUGUGGCUUUGCUGAACGCUAACUACAUGGCUCAACGUCUCGCUGGCCACUACACCUUACGUUACAAGAACAACAACGGCCGCGUAGCCCACGAGCUGCUCAUCGACCUGGCGGAGUUCGACAAGAGCGCAGGACUGAAGGUUACUGAUUUUGCGAAACGCUUACAGGACUACGGUUUCCAUCCACCUACCUGCUCAUGGCCAAUCUCGACGUGCAUGUUGAUCGAGCCGACGGAGUCGGAGACUCUUGAAGAAAUUGACCGGUUCUGCGAUGCAAUGAUUCAAAUUCGCCAAGAGGCUGAAGAUAUCAUCACGGGCAAGCAACCGAAAGAUAACAAUGUCCUCAAGAAUGCACCUCACCCUAUGUCUACUGUCAUUGUUCCCGAUGCGGACUGGGAGCGACCGUAUACGCGGGAGACUGCGGCUUACCCUAUGCCCUGGCUACGCGAGAAGAAGUUCUGGCCAACUGUUUCUCGUAUAGACGAUGCAUAUGGGGACCUUAACUUGAUUUGCGAUUGUCCUUCCGUAGAGGAACUUGCAUCCUAAUUUCCGACGUUUCUUCUUGCAUAUUAAUCCCGGUUCUAGUGCUGCCUUUGGUUACAUAGUAGAUUCUUCUCUCAUCGAAUAUACCUCUUAGAGUUCCAGUGUUGUUCAACCACACGUGCCCACAUCGCGCAUUACUGUAAUUAUAAAACUAGACGCAUAUAUACAUACAACGCAUUACGUAUCAAAUGACCCCCGCAGUUUGUCCGGAAGAGUUUUCCAAAGAUCUGGGAGGUAUCGCUGUAUGCGUCCCCUGACCUCCUUUUCCUGGUUACACUUCGUGGCAAAAGAUAAUAGAAUCUGCACCGUUUGCAAGUCGGGGGCCACGUCGUCCCGGUCCUUGCCCAUCUCCAAACAAGCAGCCUUGACUGCGUCGUUGAGGCGUCCCAUCCGACACAAGCACUCUAUCCAGGUAUUCCAGACACGCUGAUUGAACUUGAAGCCGACUCGCGAAAGCUUCGUACAUACUUCCGAAGCCGUCUUCCAAGAACGCGCAAACCCGCAAGCAUCGAGUAUAAUGCUAACACUGGCGUCAUCGUAUAUGCCUGUAAUAUAGAGCGUUUCCCAGAUCCUCACGGCGUCACCAAACAAGCCAGCCCGCUGGUACGCGUCCAUGAGCUGAUUCCAGAGGGCUACAUCGGGAGUGAUGAAAGCGUCGAGGGUCAGAUGGUUGUGAACACGUCUGAUGACCGCGCCCAGUUCGUUAAAGGACUCGGGAGGGAGAGAUUUGAUGCAGUCGGUGAGCUGCCGGAGGAGGAUGGUGUACACGACGGGGGUAAUUUCGUGGCCGGCAGCACGCAUGUCCUUGACGAUCGUGAAGUAAUGCCGCGGAGAAGGGAUGGACAUAGCCGAGCCGCACUGACAGAACGCGGACAGAACAGCCUCGUAGCCCUUUGCGUCCAGGUUGCGCCCGACAGCGGUCUCCUUGAACCUUCUGUACAGGCCGAAAGCUUCGUGAGAGGCGGAAGAGCUGCGCAGGAGUAUGGUGACCACAGAGACGGUAGCGAAUCCCAUGUCGACGUCCCCUCUGCGUGCUUUGAUAUCAUCCAGAAGGGAGAACACAACAGGAAAGUACUUCUUGAUGUGUACCUUCUUGCUGAUGGUUCGCAGCAGGACGGUAUAGAUGGCAUUGUCCGGACCCAUGUUGUGCCGACCAAAGUCUGAGGUCCUGCGAAACAAGAUGGGGUCCGGAGGUUCUGAAGGGGGCGAUGAGGCUGAGUGUGAGUCUGGUAGAGGGUCAUGAGAUGAUGUGGGGUCCUGUGGGGUGAUGGAUUGUGGAGACGGCAGAUAGGAAGUAGGUUCUGACGAUUUCGCAAAGUAGGUGGGAGAUGUGGAAUCUGCAGAUAGGCUGGAGUCUGGAGGAGCGGGAGGAGGAGCGGGAUCUGGGGGUACGACGGGAUCUUGGGCAAGGAGGUCUUGAUAUAUCUCGAGAGCUUUGUCGAGCAGAGGAGCAUGUGCAUGGCUCUUUAUCGAAAUUUGGCAGAGGGUAUUGAUUAAUGGAUGCACAAGAGGAGCUGUUGGACGGAUGUCAUGCUGCUUCGAGUCUGAGUAUAUGCUCAACGCAGCGUCAAGGUCGUCAGCUAAGACGGCAUUGUGGAUGAGGAUGCCCCAGUGCACCGCGGUCGGGUCUGUCUCUAGCUCUUGUGCUGCAUACUGAAAGUCGUCGAGUUUGUAAGUGCUCCGCGCAAGAGCUGUUAAAGCACGGCCGGGAGAAUCAGAAUAGUCGGCACCCUGUCCCUUAAGCCACCGUACAGCAGGCUGUAUGCCCUGGGUCCGUGCAAUUUGCUCUAGCUCUGCGUACUUGUUCUCCACGUUCAUACUCUCCGAAACGCCUAGAGGCGAAAAGCGAGCUCUAUACGCAGAUGCAAGUGUAUGACCGCGUUUCCUCCCGUAUCUCGACUUGACUCCAUCGAAGAUGACCUUGGAAAUGGACGUACCGAACGGAAGGCGAUGUUUAUGCAUGGCGUCAAGAAUUUCCGUCAGAUGGGCUAGUUCAAAGGCAGGGUCUGAGAAUUGUGCGGAGAGGACAUGCUUGACUGUCUCGGCAGAAGGCUUGCAUUUCAUCAUUGCGAAACCAUGGCGAAGGGCCUCGAAGUCAGACGCUUCGCAGCAAUGAUCGAAGUAAACGUGCCAAUGUCGAAGUAGGAUUGGAGCUGAAGAUGAAGGAGAGUUGUGUGAAGGGUAGAGAAGCCAGCGCUGGAAACUCUUGUGGUUGUUACUCUCGACCAAACCGCGGAGAACAACAUCGUGCAUUUCAGAUGUGACAGGAAUCUGGAACAAUGACGGCAUAUCCUGCAGCAUUUUGGCCGCCAUUGCCAAGUCUGAAGGUCUGCCGGACUUGGCUAGGAAGUGAAGUGCUUGCUCGAAGUCGGACUCUUGGAUGGCUUCGUCAUUCGGAUCGAAGGACAGCUGGAGUUCGCGUAGCUUGGACACAAGGAAGCUGUAGCUUCCGUGGACGUGGGUGAUUUGACCCAAGGCAAGGUGCUUAGUGAAGGUUUUGUAGCGCGCAAGUAGCCAUGACCGGUCUUUCUUUGAUAUUUCACUAAAGUCGCGUUGAAGAGGCAAAUGGUUAUGAACGGGGCCCGGAUGGAGUCCACGGGCUAUUUGACCAGUGCGGACGCGUCUCAGCGGUAGCCUGCCUAAGCGACAUGCCAGCAAGCCCAGGGACAUUCAUGCGCGCCGCCCAGUCGAUGCAGAACGGGACCUCUGUGGUGAC